GUUUCUAUAUAAACCCCAAGGAAGACCGAAAAGAACAGAUUAACAAAAAAAAACUGGGAAAACAAAAUUUUCAAAUUCCAAGACGAGCUUAGCAAUUUCGGCAAAUCCGCUCUACAAUUCCAUCAUUCUUCACGGAUUUCAUACUCGUUCGUUAGCAGAGAGUUGAGUUCAGUUGGCUACAAAAAGUACACCAAUGGCAUCAAAAGUAGUUCGUUUGAUUCAGGAUCAGAACCUCAAUGUUCACUCUGAUGCAGGAGCUUCAGUUGCGGGAAAGGGUGAUGCAUUCAAAUCAACCAAGAAAGGGGGACUUGGUGGAAGGAAACCUCUAGGAGAUCUAUCAAAUAGGGGAAAGCCUGAUUUUACCAAGGCAUCAAAAAAGCCUGCUCUCACCAAUGUUCCUGAAAUCAUUGCUGAUGCAAGCAAUAAGAAAGGCCUUUCUAAAGCCUCGGAUAAAGUGCAGACUCGUGGCAGCCGCAAGGCACUAUCUGAUGUGUCUAACACAGUGAAACCACCUCUUCAGAAGACUUCAAGUGCUGUGGCAGAGGAAUCCUCUUGUGAUUUUGAGAAGGAAGGUUUCCUGCAUGACCAUAAACAGUGCAUCAAAGCAAUGAGAGAGGCUACCCACAUGGAUCAAAUGGAUAUAUUUAGGAUGAUACAUGGACCAAAUCCAUUCAAGAUUCUUUCAUCUCCACCAAAAGCUUCUCAGUUUACCAAAGUUGAGGAGGAGAGUCUGACCGUGUACUUGGAAGAGAUACCUGAGGAUCAAUCCACCUUGCUGCCUAUCAAGCAGGACUCCUCCGUCUCCUCACCUCCUUGCAAUUCUCCACCUCUAUCACCAGUACGCUAUACCGAUUCCCCUUGGAUUUGGGAGGAGUGUGAUUUUCAGGUGAUGGGAACACCAUAGUUUCCUACGCACUGCUUCCAAACUGUGUACCAUGUGAUGCGCCAUCAAUCAACUUCAAAUUGAUGUAGCCAGGACAACUCUGUUAUUAGUUUUUCUUGGGCUUUCAAUAGUUCAGCAUUUGAAUGCUCGUCCUAGUUCCUAAAGUUGAUGGUCCUGUCUGUAGAUAUAGUACUUCUUCUGGUUCAGUUAAUGCCGUACCUAUGUACCUAUGCAGAAUCUGAUAUUUCUAACUAUUUAGCUUUCA
This is a messenger RNA of Rosa rugosa (rugosa rose), 1148 nucleotides long. RefSeq names its product protein PATRONUS 2-like. Lineage: Eukaryota; Viridiplantae; Streptophyta; Magnoliopsida; Rosales; Rosaceae. The transcript has 4 exons. The coding region runs from base 194 to 904 and encodes 236 amino acids. The record is from RefSeq and is a predicted model, not a curated record. Gene Ontology annotation, biological process: regulation of mitotic cell cycle.